CUCAAAACAAACGGAGGCAACGUGACAGCGGAAAUGUCCCGGUGUGUGUGUGACUGAAUCCUCCGCUCAGAUCAACUACCGUAAUCAUUCUAAUAAUAAUAAUAGCGUUACACUUUUAACUCAAGAGUGCACAAAGAGACCAAACCACGCCGGAACCAGGACUUAGCAGGUCAGCUGUUGUGAGAGGAGGAACCUCGGAGUUGGAGCCAUGUUGUCGGCAGAGGAGAUUCUAUGCAGCACGCAGCAGGUAAUCGCGGGGCUGGAGGCUUUGAAAGGAGAGAACCGCAGUCUGCUGGAGACGCUGCAGGAAGCCACGGAGAGCCAGCCGGCGUCGGAGAGUGUCAGCGUGGAGCAGGAGAAGAGCGGCAUCAUCCGCCAAUCACUGGAGAGGAUAGAGCUGGGGCUGAGUGAGGCACAGGUGAUGAUGGCGUUGUCGGCUCACCUGGGUUCACUGGAGGCAGAGAAACAGAAGCUGCGAGCUCAGGUGCGUCGUCUCUGUCAGGAGAACCAGUGGUUGAGGGACGAGCUUGCCCGGGCUCAGCAGCAGCUGCAGGACAGGGAGCAGGAGGUGGUCACCCUGGAGGAGCAGAACAGACACCUGCAGUUCAUGUCCUCCAUACGCAAAUACGACCAGGAGGAGCCGCUGCUGGAAGACAAAGAGACGUCUUCCACCAAGGAGUCUCUGGACGACCUCUUUCCUGCCGAGGACGAGGAGCAGUCACAGAUGUCGCAGCCUCAUCACAGCAGCGCAGCAGCCGCAGCCCAGCAGGGAGGCUACGAGAUCCCCGCCCGCCUUCGAACGCUCCACAACCUGGUCAUCCAGUACGCAUCCCAGGGCCGAUACGAGGUCGCCGUACCGCUCUGCAAACAGGCCUUGGAAGACCUGGAGAAGUCCUCAGGUCACACCCACCCAGAUGUAGCCACCAUGUUGAAUAUACUGGCGCUGGUGUACAGAGACCAGAAUAAAUAUAAAGAAGCGGCCAACCUGCUGAACGACGCGCUGGCCAUCAGGGAGAAAACUCUGGGCAUGGACCAUCCAGCUGUGGCAGCAACACUCAAUAACCUGGCAGUGCUUUAUGGGAAAAGGGGAAAAUACAAGGAAGCAGAGCCGCUGUGUAAAAGAGCUCUGGAGAUCAGAGAGAAGGUUUUGGGUACAGACCAUCCAGAUGUGGCCAAGCAGCUGAACAACCUGGCUCUGCUGUGUCAGAAUCAGGGGAAAUACCAGGAGGUGGAGCAGUACUACGAACGCGCUCUGCACAUCUACCAGAGCAAACUGGGACCAGAUGACGCCAACGUGGCCAAGACCAAGAAUAACCUGGCUUCCUGUUAUCUGAAGCAGGGAAAAUACAGACAAGCCGAAGCCCUUUACAAAGAGAUCCUUACAAGAGCGCAUGAAAAGGAGUUUGGAUCUGUAGAAGGUGACGGUCGUCCCAGCUGGUCCGGCGGCGAGGACGGCGGCUCCAGAGCAGACGGACUCGGCAACCUGAAGCGCAGCGGCUCCUUCACCAAACUCAGAGAGUCGAUACGACGAAGCAGCGAGAAACUCAUCCGCAAGCUGAAAGUCGCAGCCAUGGAGGAGACAACCCCGAGGAAUGCCGGGAUGAAAAGGGCAAACUCUCUGAAUGUGUUGAAUGUCGGAGCUGGAGAAUCUCAGGACGGAUCUCAGUUGAGUCAAUUGACAGAUCGUCGAUCCCUGAGCUGCAGCACGCAGAACCUGACGAGACGGGGGUCACUCGGUGGGACCAUAACACACACACCUUAAAGGAUAAUUAGACAAAUGUUCACACAGUCCGCUGCUCUGAAUCAAUCUGAUAUCGAACACUACAGUGGAUUUAAAUACCCUUAAGCAAAACUAAGAUAAUAAUUGUAACAACUGGAGCCUUUUUCGACAUCUAACUUGCACCUGAGUGAUUCUCAUGAACACGAUACAACUCCAACUCCACGUAGGUCAUAAAUCUUUGAAUAUUUAAACUAUAAUAUAUAAAGUUAUUGAAAUCAGUUGAGAAAUGUAAACGUUUUAAUAGUUUUUCUCCAGAAAAACUGCAGCAGUCAAUGCAUCGUCUAUGAUCUAUUGUCUCCUCUUGUUUGUGGUGCUGUGAAUGGUGCAAUGGUAACGAAAGCUGCAUGUUCGGACACUGAUAUAUGUAUUUAUACAAUGCUGGAAACCAUUAUAUCUGAUCAAUCUGUUAAAUUCUACAAUUUUCUACAAAUUUAUAUUUAAAUCCCUAAACUUGCUUGAAUAUUUAUUAUGCUAAAUUGAGGGGAAACCAUUUAAUUUUUCUCCAAGGCGCAAUUACAGUAAUGAAUUAGUGACUCAUAAAUCUUUAAAAAAAACAUAUAAAAUACUUUUAUUUACAUAUAUUAUAUUUUGGUGCUUAACAGCAAACCGUAACAUGUAAUAGACAUGUUGUAGUGUCAAAUAAAAGUGAAUCAUUUUACGUUUUGUACGUUACGUACGAGUAUGUCCCUAAAAUCUUCAGACAUAUGUUGCGUUUGGCUUCAUGAGAAUCACUCAACUGUUUUCACCAUUUUGCUCUAAAUAAGUAACAGAAUAUUAUUGUUUUCUUUGUCCUUCACAGUAUAAAAUGACAUGUUUGUCUCCAGUAAUGAAAGGUGAUUAAAAAGUCAUUAGCGCCACAUUUCUACAUUGCACUAGAACCACUAAUACAUCUACACUUUCCUUCCUGUUCACUUGAAAUGUACCUUCAUUCCUUCCUGAGUAUUACAAGUUAAUUAUAAACGUAAAAAACAUAAUCUCACUUUAGACCACUUACAAUUAAAACCAGCAUUUACAAUGUAGGAAAACUUAUAUUUUCACUAUAUUGGCAUAAAUGAGACCAAAUCCUUUGCAGAUUAACAGAAAUCUGUCAUAAUUAUUGUCACAUUUACUUUAUUAGGAUUUAAUUAUGCUUGUUUUGCCCUUUUUUAUAUCUUUUUUUUUUUUUAAACCAUAUUUAAUAAUUUCUCUUUUGAGAAGCACAGGGAUGAAAAGUCGUUUGCACAAUCAUUAAUGCAUGUGAUGUUUGUCCAAAUAUAAAUGUUACAUUUUGGUUUACGAGGUAGAAGUAAAGCUACAAAGUUUAUACUGUUUAAAAAAAAGUUACUUAAAUGUUUACCAUGUGCAGGUCAUAGAAAUUAUAUUUUCAUAUCAGAGCUAAUAAUUUACAAAAACAAACAAACAUUUUAUUCCACAUUAUUAAACUAAGGACCAAAUUUUUAUGACUGAAUUUAAGUUUAAAGAAUCUAAAAUGUUUCAUGAAUCAGUUAAAAAAAACUGCUGCAAAAUGAAGGUACGUGUCACUGAAAGAUGGUAUUUUAAAAGGAUUGUCAAUGCUUUUUGCACAUUAUCAGUUAAUAUAUUUAAUUUAAACGUUUAACUGUAGCAAACUGUAAUUGAAUAUUAACCAUCCCAAUUACGCUUGAUGAACUUCACAGAUUAUUUAUUCGUUCAUAAAAUAUUUUAAGUUUUCUAGAUACUCAAAAUUGUGUGCCUGAGUCAAAGUUGUAAUGCAAAAAUUCCCAAACUUUGAUUUUUUCAUUCGCUAUUUGGAUUAAAAUGAAGCGACUCACUUAAAAAUCAAGACUAAUUAAGACAGAUCUGUACAGUUUACCCAAAGCCACUCUAAAGGAUUAAAUCAUUUCAGACUUUUGUUGCCUCUCAGCAGCAGUGCAUUUAAACAUUUUUUUUAAAAAGACAAAAUGGCAUGUAGAUGUAAUGCUGUGUUUUUUACCCACAGGGGUGAAAAUAGCUCAUUACAGCAUGAACAACGUUUUCAAGUAGUUUUCUUCCUCCUUGUAAUUUUACUCCUAUUCCUCUUCACUGAAAUGCCUGUUAAACUACUCUACAACUUACCAUAUACUCACUAUAAUAAACCAUAAACCCGCUUUCUAAAUUUUAAAUAGGACAUUUGGUAGAUUUCUUUGUGCUUUUUAUUAAGUUUAAAUCUAUAGUAGCAAGAAUUACUUGAACUAGUUACUUGAAUUUGAGACUCAAGUCAAAAUUUAGGUGAAAUAACAACAAAAACUGAUUCUUCCAUUUUUAUAAAUAAACACUCAGGAAUGUUUUAAGAAAGAAAGAUACUGAUGCAAAAUAGAUGGAGAGAGUGCUGCUAAGAAAUCUCCCUUAAAAUGACCACUGGAUUUUAUUUCAAGAAACUCCUGUUUGGGCUCUAAUAAAGUUUUAUUUUUGCUCAUAAACGAACAUAUAACCUAUUUUUUCAUGAUGGUGAAAGAACUAUUGAUUGUACGUCUGCUGUGGUAGAAAACACUUUCACUGCUGUUUAUUUAAAAGGGUUGAAAAUUAUUAGUUUUCUUGUAGAAAAUCCAGUCUGUUACCAGCUUUUACUGAAGCAUUGUGAGAAUGUUAACGUACGAAAUGAAAACAAUGAAAAAACUAUUAUGUAGAAAAUACGGACAAUUAUUUCAUCAUGUGCUGUGCUUAUUCUGGUAAAAUAAAUAUGAAUGUUUGUAUUUUAUAUUUGCAAAGUUGAGCUGAAAUGUAAAAUAAAAGUAUGAGAAGAUGUAAAACUUUAAAUUUUAGUGUGUGUGUGUGUGUGUGUUUGCAUGGAAAUGCUUUGGGGGUUUUUUUUAGGGUUGGUGCUCUUGUUAUGUUUGGAUAACAUAACAUAAAAUUAAGGUUUGUUAAAAUGUACUUUUCGUAUUUUUGUUGGUUUUAUGUCAUUUGAAAUGACA
Scomber scombrus (Atlantic mackerel) is the source of this 4692-nucleotide messenger RNA. It is a transcript of the gene klc3, whose product is annotated as kinesin light chain 3. The record is from RefSeq and is a predicted model, not a curated record. The transcript is spliced from 14 exons. Gene Ontology annotation, cellular component: kinesin complex; cytoplasm; membrane-bounded organelle. NCBI's taxonomy places the organism in Eukaryota, Metazoa, Chordata, Actinopteri, Scombriformes, Scombridae. Gene Ontology annotation, biological process: axo-dendritic transport. Gene Ontology annotation, molecular function: kinesin binding. The coding region runs from base 209 to 1762 and encodes 517 amino acids.